Messenger RNA from Aedes albopictus (Asian tiger mosquito), 474 nucleotides. RefSeq lists its product as uncharacterized. The coding region runs from base 18 to 434 and encodes 138 amino acids. The transcript has 2 exons. The record is from RefSeq and is a predicted model, not a curated record. Lineage: Eukaryota; Metazoa; Arthropoda; Insecta; Diptera; Culicidae.
AAAACAAAACCGCGAAAAUGUUUUUUCCAUCGGCGAUCGCGAUGUUUGUGCGGGCCGAAUACGCAAGAAAGUGCGUAUUCACCGCACAAACGGGCACCGUAGCGCGAUAUCUGAGGCCAGCCGUCCGUCACUCCCGGGGAACUCUCGCCGACGGUGGAAUCCGCUUCGGCAGCUUCGGGUCCGCCCAUCCAGUUCCACCCAUCCAGUCCGCCCAUCCGGGUCCGCUCCGUGGUCCACCCAUCCAGCCCGCCCAUCCGGGUCCGCUCCGUGGUCCGCCCAUCCAGUUCCCGGUUUCCGUCCGGCACCCGCCAACGGUGCCGCAUUCGGGGCGAAGAUUCCGCUCUCGCUUUCCGGACGGCGGACGACCGGACGACAUCGCACCGAUGACGGGAGCGAUACUCCUCGGGCCCUGCGAUCCAAUGACGGAUGGAUAGGAGGAGAUCCGGAAAAUAGACAUCCGUAAGUACCCCCCCA